This is a messenger RNA of Salvia miltiorrhiza (redroot sage), 807 nucleotides long. RefSeq lists its product as uncharacterized. Gene Ontology annotation, molecular function: RNA-DNA hybrid ribonuclease activity; nucleic acid binding. The coding region runs from base 1 to 807 and encodes 268 amino acids. The transcript is spliced from 2 exons. NCBI's taxonomy places the organism in Eukaryota, Viridiplantae, Streptophyta, Magnoliopsida, Lamiales, Lamiaceae. The record is from RefSeq and is a predicted model, not a curated record.
AUGCGUCCUAGCUUUCCGACUGUCGAUUGGGGUAAAUGGAUCUGGGCGCCUUUUAUGCCUGUUCGCAGAUCUAUUGUUACUUGGAGGGUUAUUCUGGAUCAUUUCCAGACGGCCAGUUCACUGCGUCGCCAGGGUUUUAUGGGCCAUGGUUGGUUCCCGCUUUCUAGAGAAGCUGGGGAGGAUAUUGAUCACCUCUUUUGGGAGUGUGCGAUUGCUCGACACGUUUGGAGCUCCCUUUUUUCUUGGUUUCACUUUGAUGGUUCUUCGAUCUUGGAUAUUGGGAGUCUUGUUAUCUGGGCGAUGAAGGUUCCUGCCAGCAAGCAGGUAGUGUUUGUUGAGGCUCCUAUUUUUGAUGUGGCUCUGACCAUUCAAGUCAAAGCUUUUAUUCUCGAGGCCGCUCGUUUCAAUUUGGGUGAGAUGGCUAAUUCUGUGGAGGAGUUGCUUGUUCUUCACGGUCUGGGGGUGCCGGGCAAACCCCGUCGUCCUACUUCUUACAUUUAUGUGUUCUGGCUUCCUCCUCCUCAUCUUUGGUGGAAGAUUAACAUUGAUGGUUCUGUUCAUGGCUCACCUCCUUUUAUCCAUGCUGGUGGUAUUAUCCGUGAUUCUAGUUCGGUUAUUGGUUGCUUCCAUUUCUCUGCUGGUCGUGGUUGGGCGUUCGAAGCGGAGCUGUUCGCUCUUAUCAUUGCUCUGGAGCAUAUUGUGGUUCAUGGUUGGGAUUACAUCUGGACUGAGACGGAUUGCACUUAUAUGGUUGACCUUUUUCGCUCUCGUUCGGACUCAGUGCCUUGGAGAUUCUUCAGCCGAUGA